Messenger RNA from Fragaria vesca subsp. vesca, 2481 nucleotides. Its product is annotated as proline-rich receptor-like protein kinase PERK1-like. Gene Ontology annotation, biological process: protein phosphorylation. The coding region runs from base 1 to 2205 and encodes 734 amino acids. The record is from RefSeq and is a predicted model, not a curated record. Gene Ontology annotation, molecular function: protein kinase activity; ATP binding. The transcript is spliced from 8 exons. Lineage: Eukaryota; Viridiplantae; Streptophyta; Magnoliopsida; Rosales; Rosaceae.
AUGUCUUCACCGCCGUCGUCUCUGCCUCCGGCUGCCGCUCCUGUCACCACAUCACCACCACUUCCACCAUCAUUGCCUCCACCAUUGCCACAGGCAUCACCAUUCGUGUCCCCGUCAUUUCCACCUACUAGUCCUCCUGCCCUGCCUCCUGCACACAACUCUAUCCCUCCUGUUUCAUCACCAUUGCCAACUGUUGGCACACCUCCACCAGCAUCAGUCACAUCUCCACCACCACCUUCUGUUACUUCUCCUCCUUCACCUUCACUAACCUCUCAGCCUCCACCUUCACCUUUACCACGGCCUACUCCAUUGCCAUCAAAACCUUCUCCAUCUCCACCUCCACAGCAUACAUUAUCACCACCACCACCAUUACCAACACCAAAAACACCACAUCUUUCUCCUCCAGCUAAACCAUUUACUUCUCCACCGUCGCCACCCUCAACAACUCCAACGGACCACUCUCCACCACCUACAUUGUCAACUCCAUUACCUCCAGUAACCACUACUACUCCUCCACCGCUUCUAUCCACUCCAAGCAACAGCGCUCCACCACCUGACUUAGCAACUCUGCUUCCACCAGCUGCCAGCACUCCUGAACCGCCGCUCACUUUGGCCAAAAAUCUCCCACCUUCGCCUAGUAAUGCUGCAACACCUUUGCCAACAACAGCAUUGCCUCCACCUCCAUUGUUCCAUUCACCCUCACCCUCCUUGUUGCCGGUGACAUUGCAAGUUCAGAAGCCACAACCAAAAGCAGCAGCAGGUCUAGUUGCUGGAUGUGUCAUUGUUGGAGUUGUUAUAGUUUUCCUCCUCCUCGGAAUUGUAAUUAUUUGCUACAAGCGGAGGAGUAAGAAGAACAAUGCUGUUCCGGAGGAUCACCAUAAACCAGCCUCCUUGGUACCAAAAGAUGGCUGUUAUGAUGUGGUUCAACCCCAUCACAAUGUUCCUCAACCUGGCGUCCAUGUUAUCAGGGUGCUGUCCAGCACCUCAACAUCUCCAAUGCGCCGUACCGCGGGCUCUGAGGUUCCAUAUGCACAUCAACCUCAAUGGCUUGGUUUUUCAAUGGACAUCUCAAAUGGAACUUUCACCUAUGAUGAGUUGUUGGUAGCCACAAAUGGGUUUUCAGAGGCCAACCUUCUUGGACAAGGCGGUUUCGGGUAUGUUCACAAGGGAGUACUUCCAGGUGGCAAAGAAGUUGCAGUUAAGCAGCUAAAGACAGGAAGCCGGCAAGGGGAGCGAGAGUUUCAGGCUGAGGUGGACAUCAUCAGCAGGGUGCAUCACAAGCAUCUAGUUUCAUUAGUUGGGCACUGCAUUAAGGGGGCAGAGAGGUUGCUUGUAUAUGAGUUUGUUCCAAACAAGACCUUGGAAUUCCACUUACAUGGACUAGCACAGACUGUUUUGGAAUGGGAAAUUCGAUUGAAAAUAGCUACUGGUUCUGCAAAAGGACUAGCAUAUCUCCAUGAAGAUUGCAAUCCAAAAAUCAUCCAUCGUGAUAUCAAGGCAUCUAAUAUUCUUGUGGAUCAGAAUUUUGAAGUAAAGGUUUGUGACUUUGGACUGGCUAAAUCGUUCUCUGAUACCAACACUCGCAUUACUCACCUUUCCACUCGUGUAGUGGGAACAUUUGGGUACCUUGCUCCAGAAUACGCAUCAAGCGGUAAGGUCACAGAGAAAUCAGAUGUGUAUUCAUACGGGGUUGUACUUCUAGAACUCAUAACUGGACGUCCACCUAUCAGUACAAUAGAUUCCUUGAGGAACGAAGGCCUGGUUCAGUGGGCAAGGCCAUUGCUCACUCAAGCCCUGGAAGAAGGUGUUUUUGAUGGUCUUGUGGAUCCAAGAUUGGAGACAAAUUACAACAACAAUGAGAUGGCUAGGAUGGUUGCUUGUGCCGCUGCUUGUGUACGACAUUCAGCAUCGCUUCGACCACGAAUGAGCCAGAUAGUCAAUGCUUUAGAAGGAGUUGCUUCGUUGAUGGAUCUUCGCGAAGGAGUUACACCAGGAAACAGUGCAGUAUACAAUGGCACGGGGAAUUCAUAUUACAACUCCCGGCAAUAUGAGGAAGAUUUGAAGAAUUCCACUGUAACAAUGCCAAGUCCAGGGUAUGGAAUCAGUAGGUACACUGAUACUACCAGUGAGUACGGUCUUAGUCCCUCAGGCUCCAGCAGCGAGACGCGGCAAACAAUAGGCUCUGAGAUAGCAAAGUUACACUAAUCUUUUUGGUAAAUAAUGUAACUGUAGGUUUUUCUUUUUCUUUCCAUUUUUCGGUUAAUACAGUAGCUGUGAUUUGCUUGUUCCUAUCUGUGGAGAAUUGUGACAAAUUAGUGAUACCAAAGAAAUGAAACAAUGAAGGAUUUGAAUGCAAUUUACCAGAGUCCUUGCUCCCCUGGUUCAGCAAUUAGGGAGCAGGGAGUACAAAUCAGAGAUCCAGAUUUCAUAUCCCAUAAAAUUCUUUCGCCGUAAACAUGUAGCAACGUAUUACAGGAGAAA